Molecule: messenger RNA, 5101 nt
Organism: Saccostrea echinata
Lineage: Eukaryota; Metazoa; Mollusca; Bivalvia; Ostreida; Ostreidae
Product: high-affinity choline transporter 1-like
Exons: 9
Coding region: 8-1600 (530 amino acids)
Biological process (GO): acetylcholine biosynthetic process; transmembrane transport; choline transport
Cellular component (GO): plasma membrane
Molecular function (GO): choline:sodium symporter activity
Source: RefSeq, a predicted model, not a curated record
UAGAAACAUGGCAGUGAAUGUGGUGGGUUUGGUGGUACUCUUAUUAUUCUACCUGAUCAUUAUAACUGUUGGAAUUUUGGCGGCUAGACUAAAAAAGAAGGCCACAGGGACGUCUAGAAUGGAGGAAGCUAUUGUAGCUGGGAGAGAUAUUAAUGUAAUUGUAGGAAUUUUUACCAUGACAGCCACAACAGUAGGAGGUGGGUACAUUAAUGGAACAGCGGAGUCUAUUGCAUCAUCAGGCAUGGUGUGGACCCUGGCGCCUUUUGGGAUCUUCCUCGGACUAAUCACAGGUGGAAUAAUAUUUGCUCGUCCAAUGCGAGAACAUCAAUAUCUGACCAUGCUGGACCCUAUUCAGGAGAAAUCUGGAGAUGUAGUGGUGGUUCUGGUGUAUUUUGCCACGCUGUGUGGUGAUGUGUUUUGGACUGCUUCCAUCCUUGUAGCUCUGGGUACAAGCCUGAGUGUGAUUGUGAACAUUCCCCUCAGUCUAGCCAUUCUGAGCUCCUCAGCUGCCACUGUUUGUUACACUAUGUUUGGUCAGAUGAUCUCUGUAGCCUACACAGAUAUCGUUCAGCUUAUCUUCAUCAUCACUGGCUUGGGUUUAAGUUUACCUUUUGUUCUGACCAAUGAGAAUGUAGGAAGCAUCACUGACACUACAGACACCUGGAUUGGACAGUUUGAUGUCGAUAUGACCAGUCCUUGGAUUGACUUGUUCAUUGCCAUGAUUUUUGGAACCAUUCCAUGGCAGGCUUACUUCCAGCGAGUCCUGUCUGUCCGCAGUAGUAGACAAGCUCAGAUUCUCUCUGUAGCUGGCGCCUUCAGUGCAGUUGUCCUAGCAAUUCCUUCUGUUCUCAUAGGGGCAGUGGCAACCAGUGCAGAUUGGACCAACACCAGUCUAGGAGCCUCUCCUAUGACAAUGAACCAAUCCAGCAUGACACUGCCAUAUGUUCUGCAUGAAUUCACACCAAGAUGGGUGGCUGUCCUAGGCUUGGGAGCCAUCUCGGCUGCUGUUAUGUCCUCCAUGGACAGCUCCAUUCUGGGCUCCAGUUCUAUGUUCACUAACAACAUUUACAAAAGAAUAAUCAGGAAAAAGGCCCAUGACACAGAAACACUCUGGGUACAGACCAUCUCCAUCUUCUUCGUGGGAUCCCUUGCUACGCUGGUGUCUCUGUUUGUACCCAUUGUUUACGGAUUAUUUGUUCUAGCAGCAGACAUUGUGUUUGUGAUUGUUCUACCUCAGCUGUUCUGUGCUGUUUUCAUUAAGUGGACCAAUGUUUAUGGAUCCAUCACUGGAUUCCUUUUAGGAACUAUUCUUAGAAUGGGAGCAGGGGAAGUCUUGUUAGACUGGCAGCCAUUUAUAGAGUACCCAUUCUACAAUGUGAACUCAGGACAACAGUUUCCAUUUAGAACGUUUGCCAUGAUUGUUUCCUUGAUUACUGUGGUAAUAGUGUCUUUAUUGGCAGACCUAAUAAGAAAGUAUUUGUGUAAGAAGUCUCAGGAUAAUAAGUACACAGUACAAGUGGAAGGGGAAGGUAACUCACACACUCACCAUGUAGGAGGAAGUUGUACCUCCAGCCACCCACUCAUCUCAUUGCCCAGCUGAGUGUACUCGGUAGAUAAAAAUGGUUACUGUAUACAGGAAUAUUUUUUCCCUCUGUUAUUUUUGCCCUUUCACACUUGCAAACAAUUUUGCCUCAUUUUAAAUUUGCCCAGUCACAGUUCUGUUUAAGUAAUUAUACUGUCUUCUUUGAAUUCGCCCCGUCAUAAAUUCGCCCACUUGUGUCUAGGGCAAAAGGGGCAAAAAUAAAAAAAUUUCCCCUGUAUACAAUACCACUUUUGUGGUAAACAUGGUAAAUAAGUAGUAGUCUUGGUACUUCUGAGACUGUAUAAAAGAUGGGUACUCAUUAAAGAUAUGAAUCAAGAUAGCAGGCUCGGUAGUAAUCACUGUGUCUAUCUGUCUGUCUAGUUGUCUGUCUGCCUGCCUGCCUAUCUAUUGAGCUGUCCAUCUGUGAGUCUGUCAACACUUUUAUGUGAUUGGAUAGCUUGAGUAACUUUCAAAGUACAGCUUUUAUACUUACUGCAAUACAUAGUGGAGUAUCGCCAGAAAAAGACACCUAUAGUUUUUAGCUCACCUGAGCUGAAAGCUCAAGUGAGCUUUUCUGAUCACAUUUUGUCUGUAGUCCAUCUGUCCGGCUGUCUGUCUGUCCGUCCGUCCGUCUGUCUAUAAACUUUUCACAUUUUCAACUUCUUCUCCAGAACCACUGGGCCAAUUUCAACCAAACUUGACACAAAGCAUCCUUAGGUGAAGGGGGUUCAAGUUUGUUCAAAUGAAGGGCCACACCCUCUUCCAAGGGGAGAUAAUUAAGAAUUGGUGAACAUUUGGUGUCAUCUUUUAAAAAUCUUCUUCUCAAGAACCAUUGGGCUAGAAAAAUUGAAACUUAUUUGAAACCUUCAUUACAUAGUGUAGAUUCAAGUUUGUUCAAAUCAUGACCCCCUGGGGUAGGGUUGGGCCACAAUGGGGGAUCAAAGUUUUACAUAGGAAUAUAUAUGAAAAAUCUUUAAAAAUCUUCUUCUCAAGAACAACAAAGCCACCAUUAGUCAUAUUGAUAUGGAAUCAUCCUCAGGUAGUGUAGAUUCAAGUUUGCUCAAAUCAUGAUCCCCUAGGGUAGGGUGGGGCCACAAUGGGGGAUCAAAGUUUUACAUAGGAAUAUAUAGGAAAAAUCUUUAAAAAUCUUCUCAAGAACAACAAAGCCACAAUUAGUCAUAUUGAUAUGGAAUCAUCCUCAGGUAGUGUAGGUUCAAGUUUGGUGAAAUCAUGACAGACAAUCAAAACUUUACAUAUGAAUAUAUAGGAGGAAAAUCUGCUUACAAAGAACAACAAGGCCAUAUUGACUCAGGUUAGCGUUGUGGCCCAUGGGCCUCUUGUUUAAGUCACUUGAUUUGUUUUCUUUGUUUGCUGUAUAUCCAUCUGAGAAUAUUUCACUUAUGUCUGGGUGCCAACAAUAACCAGUGGAAGACUGAACAUUUAGACCUUUAUGAGACACCUAUGGCCAUUAAGCAAUCAGGGAUCUUGCUAGCAUCUACUGCAGCAUUUUUGGUUUGUUUGGUCUGAUUUAAGGGAUGACUUAACUUUCAGAUCAGUGAAACUUUAGAAGCUCAUUAAUAAUGAAAAGGUAGCUUGUGACCAGAGGUGUCUCUUGACCAAGGUCAUUUGGAUGAGUUCAAGGUCACUGGGCACAAGCAUAUUAAACUAUUGUUCAACACUGAAAUGGAUAAAACAGUAAUAGAAAAACAUAUACAUGUACUUGAAAUAAAGAUCUCUUGUGUCUUGACCCUGACUCGGGAAUUUUUUAAAAGGUCAAAAUCAAAAGUUUUAGAAGUCUGCCUUGGCUGUAGCUCUGUAGCUUAAGAUUAAGCUUAGAAAAAGAGUUGUUUGUGACCAGAGGCUGUGUAACACUGACAAUCUUGCAAUACGGUCACUUUGCCAAAGUCAUGGUCACUGGAAUUGCAGUGUAUAAUUCUUGUCCAUACCACAAUUUAUAACUGAGUAACUUUUGAAGAUCAGACUUGGCCUAAUAGUCAAUUAUGCUCAUAGGAUAUCAUCAUUUAGACAAGAUCAGGUUUUAGAUAACUUAUUUUAUUUUGUUAUUUUACUUUAAAUAGAAAGUGGAAGCUUAAAUUUUGUGUCAGGCUAUUUUAUGUACAUUGUAUAAGCCUAAUAUGUAUAAUGUGGACAACAAUGUGUUCUGUUUUUGCAAUUAUUAUAUGCCAGUUAUUUAGUUAUUUUUAUUUAACAAUGCAGCAAUUGUAGUCAUGUUAUGAUGUAAUGUAAACUUUUGAAAACUAUUAAGUGAUACAGGUAACUUAUUUAUCUAGAAAAAUACAUAUCAGGGAGGAUUAAGAUUUUGUAUUUUUAUUGUUUCUUAGUGUUCUCAGUGUCACUUAAUUUCUAGGAUUUAUUACAGGGGUGUUUCAUGUAGUUAAAAAGGAUACUAGCAUCAAGUUAUAUAUUGUUAUAUAUUUAGUCUAAAAAUCUUGUACAACAAAUACUUUUCUGCAAUGUGAUUGGCUGAAAUUACCUUUAAAAAAUAUAACAUUUUCCCUGUUGAUUCUGAUAAUACAAGCAUAUUGCAACUCUUUAGGAAUGAAUUCAGUGAAGAUUGUCAUUUGACAGCUUAGUGACUACAUUGACAUCAUUAAAGUCGUAGAAGUAAGGAAAUCAGUGGUAAAUAAGUAUUAGAGAAAAUUGUUAAAUUUGGUUCUUAGUGUCACAGAAUGAAGAGUAUACAUAUCUAUUUUUGAAUUUUUAGCUCACCUGAGUCAAUCAGGUGACCUAUUGCUAUCUUUUUUUGUUGAUCAAUGUGCAUUGUCCAUAAACUUUUGAACAUUCCCUGAAUCUCUUUAGAGGAAGAGGAAUGAACGAACCAAUUUUGACCCUUUGGUAUAUAGCAUCUAUGGAUAAAAGGGAACUAAUAAUUUGAAUUUCAAGUCUCUGCCUUCCUGGGGAGAUUGGACCAAGUUCUUCUUGUAUUAGAUUACAUUACUCCUUUGAAAAUCUUCUUUACUCAUGGAAUCUAGCAGGCAGAUUGUUUGCAAGUUUAAGUGAGCAACUAGUCGUCUACAAAUCUAUAAAAUUCAGUUUCCCUAGGAUUAGGGAUCAAAGCCCAGUUUAGGACUAAGUAAGUAAUAUAAGAAAUUUAUUAUUUAUUUUCUUUACUCCUGUACAUCGAGGAGACAAGCUGAAUGAGUAGGAUAAUGAUUGCAGUCUUCACCAAACUGUUUCUUUUUUCACAUGAGACCAAAUUUCCAGAUGGGCUUAAGAAGUCAUAACUUAAGAAUCUCAUGAUACUCAGGUGACUGUCAAGGCCCGAUGCCUCUUGUUUAUUGAUGCAGUGAAAUUGCAGAUUUAGAGCUGUUUGUGAGUCAAAGAAGAAAUACUGCCAAAUUAUGGUACAUUAUUUUUUGAUACAGAAUUUUAUUAAGUUACAGGACAUUAUUAUUAUUUUCUUUUUACAGAAUUUGAAUUAUUGUUAUUUUUUGUGGACUUGAUUUAAUUUUUUUAAAGACCUAGUCUUUGGUUUGCAUUUAAAAAAAAAGUAAACAU